Messenger RNA from Aplysia californica (California sea hare), 1321 nucleotides. RefSeq names its product asporin. Gene Ontology annotation, molecular function: protein binding. The record is from RefSeq and is a predicted model, not a curated record. NCBI's taxonomy places the organism in Eukaryota, Metazoa, Mollusca, Gastropoda, Aplysiida, Aplysiidae. Gene Ontology annotation, cellular component: plasma membrane.
ACUGCACCUGUGAGCCAGGCGGGCGGGAGCUGACCGUCCACUGUCCGCACUACCCGGGCAGGGCGGUGCCGGCCCUGGACUCACUGACCACUGGGGAGGGGCGGGCUCUGUCUCUCUUCCUGCACCAGCCCGGCCUCACUCACGUAGGACCCGGUGACCUCCCCACCAGCCCCCCGCUCACACAACUCACACUGACCGCCGGUCACUCGCUGACCUAUGACCCCGCCACGUUCACGGCCUGUGCCGCCAGCCUGCAGAGACUGGACCUAGAGUUGGGUGCUCACUCCCUGGACACGCCCUUCACCGCCGUCAGUCCCUUCAGCCGGCUGGUCAGCCUCACUCUCCGCUGUAAGCACGCGCGUGUGGCGGCCACGGUGAGAAGCCCCAUGCUGUCUGGCGAGGUGAGCCACUCACUCCGACAGCUCACCCUCACCUCUCUCGCCAUCUCCUCCCUCACCACCUCCGCCCUCCCCGACCUUCACAAUCUCACAGACCUGGCCUUGCCCAGAAAUCUGCUCACGGAGGUCCCGUCCUUCCUGGUCACGUGGUCUCUGACGUCACUGAACCUGGAGGGGAACCGGAUCAGCCGCCUGACCACUGGUCACCUCCCGCGUACGCUGCAACACCUGUACCUGGCCAACAACAGGAUUCAGGUCAUUGACCCCGACACCUUCCACCAGCUGCCUGGCCUUAUCGACCUUGACCUCAGCAAGAACCCCCAGCUGACCCCGGGCCAGGACACCUUCCGCUCACUCACCCGGGGCUUCCUCAACCUGGCUCACACGCGCCUGGACAGCCUGGACUUUGUGCGUGAGUCGUGGGUGAGCACGGUGAGCCUGGAGGUGAGCGGGGCCGGGCUGCCCUGUGACUGCAAGCUGCGCUACUUCCUGCUCAACAGGACGGCCGACAUCUCCGGCACGUGCCUCGACUACGUGGGUGAGCAGGUGCGCGUGCCGGGCCGUGAGUUCUGGGAGUACGUGAGGGGGGUGGACUGUGACUGUCUGAGGGAGGCUGGUGAGUCGUGUGCUCAGCCUGUGCUGGUCUCACACAGCGGGGCGCGCGGGACCCGUCCUGUCUCCUCUCUACUCGCCUUCUCUCUAUCCCUCAUGUCUCUGGCAACACUCCCCUAGGAACUCCUCUUUACUCGCCUUUUCUCUAUCCCUCAUCCGUAAUCGCCUUCUCUCUAUCCCUCCUGUCUCUGGCAACACUCCCCUAGGAACUCCUCUCUACUCACCUUCUCUCUAUCCCUCAUCCCUAAUCGCCUUCUCUCUAUCCCUCCUGUCUCUGGCAACACUCUCCUAGGAACUCCUCUCUACCCGCC